Molecule: messenger RNA, 1155 nt
Organism: Panicum virgatum (switchgrass)
Lineage: Eukaryota; Viridiplantae; Streptophyta; Magnoliopsida; Poales; Poaceae
Product: katanin p80 WD40 repeat-containing subunit B1 homolog KTN80.4-like
Exons: 8
Coding region: 1-801 (266 amino acids)
Biological process (GO): microtubule depolymerization
Cellular component (GO): katanin complex
Molecular function (GO): protein binding
Source: RefSeq, a predicted model, not a curated record
AUGGUGACCAGCCAUGCUGAUAAUAUGAUGAAGAAGUUUUUUGCGCAUUCUUCCAAUGUCAAUUGUGCCAAGUUUGGGAGGCGGACAUCAAGGAUCCUCAUCACUGGUGGGGAGGAUUUGAAGGUCAAUCUUUGGGCUGUAGGGAAACCCAGUGCCCUCCUGAGCCUAUCGGGCCUUACAAGUCCAGUUGAGUCAGUGAGCUUUGACUCUUCUGAAGUUACCAUAGGUGCUGGUUCUGCAAGUGGAACAAUAAAAAUAUGGGAUGUUGAGGAGGCGAAAGUUGUCCGAACUUUUACUGGGCACAGAUCAAAUUGUGCAUUGCUUGAUUUCCAUCCUUUUGGAGAAUUCUUGGCCUCUGGAUCUUCAGAUACAAACAUGAAAAUAUGGGAUAUUCGAAAGAAGAGAUGCAUUCACACAUACAAAGGCCAUACCCGGCGAAUUGAUGUACUUAAAUUUACUCCUGAUGGUCGAUGGAUUGUUUCUGGAGGGGCUGAUAACUCAGUGAAGAUCUGGGAUUUGACGGCUGGGAAACUCUUGAAAGACUUCAGUCUUCAUGAAGGUCCAGUCAACUGCUUAGAUUUUCACCCCCACGAGUUCUUAUUGGCUACAGGUUCAGUGGAUAAGACUCUUAAAUUUUGGGACCUUGAGACUUUUGAGUUGAUUGGUUCUUCUGGACCUGAGAACAGCCGAGAAUACUUUGAGCUGGUAUGGUUUCUGAUCAUCAAUUUCUUCAUACCAUCAUAUAUCUGGAGUUUGCGUGUGGAAUUGGAUGAGAGUGCUUGUUGGAAACUAAGCACAUGAUCUGUAAUCAGAUAAUCAAUUGCUUAAUGGCAGCUGUCCUCAAUUUUUCAGGCUAAUGUAGUUCGUUCUAUGAAAUUCAACAGUGAUGGUAAAACACUUUUUAGCGCAUUACAUGAAAGCUUAAAGGUUCUUUCCUGGGAACCCAUCAUAUGUCAUGAUGUGGUUGAUGUAGGCUGGUCCACAUUAGCAGAUCUAACUGUUGAUGAAGGAAAGCUUCUUGGUUGCUCAUAUAACCAAAAUUGUGUUGGUGUGUGGGUUGUGGAUUUGAUGGUAUGAAGUAUUAUGAACAGUUUACUAUGUUAGCAGUUGAGUUGUUUCUUCCUGACAUGGUACUUAAUAAAUUUUCAGACAUGU